UUUUGAAACUCGCUUGCCGCGAAGUUCGUCCGACAAUUUCUCCUCAUCAACCGAAUCGGCUCUAUCCAUUCAAACUUAUCCAGUCACAAGCACAGGUAGAGCAAGUAUCUAGGCGCCUGCAUUAUCUAUAAUCUGAUUCCUUUUUUCCUUUUUCUGGGAUUAGUUAAAUUUAGGAUCCGAUGCAUAUAUAGAAAGCAUUCGAUCGUUUGUGUUCCUAGUUUUGACGAGCGUUCGCUGUCUAUGUCGGUGGUUAUUUUCAAUGUCGGUGGGUGUUAGACGGUGGCACGCCUAUGUACCGGCUCGUUUUCAGGUAGCUCAAUCGCGAACGAUUCUACGCGUUGUCUGGACGUUGGGGUUUUCAUGUAUCGGACCUCUUGAAUUUGGGGUUGAAAUCUCAGCUGCGGUAUAAUUUGGUAGUUCCGAAGGCAUAUGUCUCAGUUUGGUCGCCGAAUUCUCCUUUGAUUGGGCUCAAUUCGUUGUGGAUCCUGAGAAAUCAGAAACGGGUGUUUAUGAUUUGUCUGUUUGGUUACCUGUAAUAGGGGCUUCAUCUGCUUUGAAGAUGCCGGCCACCGCAGGAAGGGUUCGCAUGCCCGCAAACAAUAGGGUUCACAGCAGUGCAGCCCUUCAAACCCAUGGUAUAUGGCAGAGUGCGAUCGGGUAUGAUCCCUAUGCCCCCAACAAGGAUGAUGCAAAGAGCUCCGCUCCCAAUAUGGCGGCGGCUAAUUCGGAGCCCAAGGCCGAGAACUCGUAUACGUGCUUCCAAGAUCUGCUUGCUCUUGCCCGCAUUACUGGGUCAAAUGCUGAUGAGGCCCGGGGCGCAUGCAAGAAGUGUGGCCAUGUUGGCCACCUGACAGUUCAGUGUAGGAACUUCCUGAAUAUGAAGGAUGGUAAUGAGGAAAAGGACACGGAGGCAGUGCAGGCUGCACUUGCAUCUUUUCCUGGGUUGGAUAAGCUGAAGGGGAGUGCUAACAAAGCGAGUGGUAAGUCUGAAGCGGAAAGUGAGGAGGAUAGCAACGAGGAAGAAGACGAAAGUGAGACUUCGGAUUCUGAUGUUGACUUGGAGAUUGAGAGGGUAAUUGCCAAGCGCGAGGGGAAGAAGGUAAUCACUAAGGGCACCGUAGAAAAUUUAUCGAAGAAGAAGAGGAGGGAUGGGUCAGAAGAUGACGACUCGGAUAGUGAUCUGGGGGAGAGAACGAAGAGAGGGAGGUCGAAGAAGAGAAAGAGUGGAAGGAGAAGAAGUAGUCUCUCGGAGGAUAAGGAUGAAGUUAGAAGAAAGAUGAGGAAGGCAAGGAGGAGGAAGAGGGACGAGUCAUCAGAUGAGGAGGAGCAUCGACGGAGGCAUAGGAAGAGUAAGAAGGAUGAAAGGAGGAGGAAGAGUCAUAGACAUACAGAUGAUUCCAGCUCAGAUGAAUCAGGUGAUUCUAACAGGCGGCACAGGAAGAAGAGCUGGAGAGUAGCUGCAUCUUCCGCUUCCCAAGCAAGUAGCUCGGAUGACUUACGUGUUGGGAGGGAUAGGAAGCGAUCUGCCAAGAGUAGCAGAAGACACCGUCAUAAAGAGGAUGACUCUAGCUAAGAUGUAGGAAAAGAUAUGGAGCUCACUGAGUGCGUCCUAGCCCUUGGAUUUGGUGGGCUCUACAUAAAUAAGACCAGCCUACUCUGAGGGUUCGGCGUGCACCCGUCCGUUGUACCAGUAGCAUAUCCUGCUUAAGCUAUCUUUGGUCAUGCUUUCUUGAGCUUCAUCAUGGAUUAUGUUGCGAAAUGAACUCCUGCGGGGUUAGUUGAGCCGUUAUCCUCAAAUAAAGUUAUUCGCCUCCAAGCAUACUUGGCUCCUUAUAUAUCCAGGUUUGUGCUUGAAAACUCUCGGAGGAGUAUUUACACUUACCCUGCUAUUGUUUAGAAUAAGACCAGCAGAAUUAUACCAGUACAUAUGUCUCAUGUGAUUGUGAAAACAAAUACAUUUGGAGGUACAUGUUCCAUCAUAGACCUUAAAAGAAAUACCGCAUUGGGAGGCAACUUCUUGUUGGCUUGAUGCCUA
Molecule: messenger RNA, 2035 nt
Organism: Rhodamnia argentea
Lineage: Eukaryota; Viridiplantae; Streptophyta; Magnoliopsida; Myrtales; Myrtaceae
Product: CAX-interacting protein 4-like
Exons: 2
Coding region: 560-1573 (337 amino acids)
Molecular function (GO): zinc ion binding; nucleic acid binding
Source: RefSeq, a predicted model, not a curated record